AUGACCUUUUUGGAAUUACCAGAAAUCAGCAUAGCAGACGGUACCCGCUCGGAGGCGUUGUCCCUCACAGCCUUGACUAACAGCCGAUCCGGCGCCUCGACUCCAAUAUCAUAUUCUUCAGCAAAGAGUCUUGCCAAGAGCCUGACCAUAAGUCAACCUUCGUUCUUCGGCAAAGAAACCAAGUUCAUUAUUUCUGUUGCAGAGGCAGACUAUGAUGUCGCCGCUGAUCUUAGGGCGAGCUUUCUGGAUAGCUUUGGCUCCUACUCAGAGGCGAAAUCCCAGUACCACAAUGAAUCUUUUAGUCAACUGCAAUUCUUGUUGUCUUUUAUAGACUUUGUCAAUGACUCACUGCAGCAAGAGACGCGCCAAAGACGUGAAAUCUUGGAAGUUCUUCGGGCAUCCGUUCAGUGCGCUGAAGACACUGUGCUGGCUGGAAACGACGUUCAUGCAAUUGUUGGACAAUUAUCCAUUCCCAGAAAAGAUAAGAUGAACAUUAUCAGGGCCUUUUUCAGAGCAAAGUUCUUCUUGAAAGAGCCUAAUGGUGCUCAUGCCUCUCACCUGCUUCGGUCGAGCCUCGAUGGGCAAUCGGUGGUUUACGCAGUCUUCGGAGGGCAGGGCAAUGGCGACGACUACUUUGUGGAAAUAAUCGAGCUUUACGACACUUAUCAACAUAUAAUCGAGGGGCUUGUUCAGUCGGCUUCAGAUCUGUUCCAACGUCUUUCAUGCAACACAGAUUUUAUCGAUUGCUUUCCUGAGGGAAUGGAUCUGAUGUCUUGGCUAGGCAAAGAAAAAAACGCAACCGAGCCGUCAAAGUCUUACUUGCUGUCCGCACCGGUCUCGCAAGAGCUCCUUGGGUGUGGCUUAGAGGAGAUGCCAAAGUUCCUUGCCGGUGUGACGGGCCACUCACAAGGAAUUAUCGCGGCAGCGGCUAUCUCUGCCGCAGAUUCUUCAGUCUCCCUUCAAGUUCUAGCCCUUCAAGCAAUAACCUUGAGCCUUUCCUUGGGGGCUCGUAUUCAUCAGUCAUAUGGAUUACGCACGUUACCACGAGCAAUGGUUCAGAUCUGCUUAGCCGGGGAGCAGGAGAUCCCUAGCCCGAUGCUCUCUGUUCGCGGGUUGAGCAUGGAAACAUUGACGGCCGCGAUCGUCGGGCUUAACAAUCGCUUGCCUGGUACAGAUGUACAAAUGGAGGUGUGCCUCAAGAACGGUGACUUGAAUUUCGUGGUGACCGGCGCCCCAUUGUCACUUUACGCACUCUGCACCCAUCUCGAUCAAGAGUUUCCUGAAGUAUCGAGCUCAGCAAAAAAGCCACUCGGGGUAGUCCAUCAGUUCCUUCCGGCUGCUGCACCAUAUCAUAACAGCUACUUCGCUGCCGCCGCAUCGAAGGCAAUUUUGGACUGUCGGGAACUCAACUGGAGAGGAUGCGAUUUGAAACUUCCAGUCUUUUCGACUGUCAACGGAUUAGACUUGCGAAGCCGCGGCGAGGCUAAUAUUAUACCUGAUCUGAUUCGAAUGGUUGCUUGUGAAGCUGUUGACUGGCCUGCUGCAUUGAACAUGUCUGAUGCUACGCAUAUCCUGGACUUCGGACCAGGAGGCACACAAGGUGUUGGGCCACUGGCACACUACCUCAAGGAUGGCCGAGGAGUUCGCAUUAUACUGGCAACAGUGUCGAAUGGGUCUAAUGUUGAGCUGGGCUAUAAACCGGACCUAUUCGAUCGUAGUCCUGGAGGCUAUCAGCGAGUACUAGGUCAUCAGUCCUGGGCUCGCCGUUUCCGACCUACCCUUGUGCGUUUCGAGGCGAGUAAGCGGCUCCUCGUCGACACGAGAUUCACUAGGCUGUUCUUGCUACCCCCUGUUAUGGUGGCAGCCAUGACUCCGACUACGUCGUCGUGGCAGUUUGUCACCGCAACAAUGAACGCUGGCUACCACGUUGAGCUGGCUUGUGGAGGUUUCCACGAUGCUGCAUCCCUCUCCGAGGCUAUUGCGAAUAUUUCGAACAAUGUUGAUGCUGGAAGAGGUAUCACUUGCAAUGUAAUUUAUAGCAAUCCUACUAAUUUGCGAUGGCAAAUCACGGAAUUACAGCGCUUGGUUGAGUCUGGUUAUCACAUUGAUGGCCUGGCGAUUGGCGCCGGUGUGCCCUCGCCAGACGUUGCACGGGAGUACGUUGAACGACUUCGUCUCCGUCACAUCGCCUUGAAGCCAGGCUCGAUCGAAGCCAUUCAAGCAACGCUCGAAAUUGCAAGGAGCCUAGAACCUCUACCUGUCGUUCUCCAAUGGACAGGUGGCCGUGGUGGCGGCCACCAUUCUGACCAAGACUUUCACUCGCCAUUACGGCAUAUGUAUGGCAGAAUCCGGGCACAUCCCAACGUCGUCCUGGUAGUUGGAAGCGGCUUUGGGAGCUCGGUUGAGACAUUUCAAUACCUCACAGGAGACUGGGCAACAGACAUGGGCCUAGCGUCUAUGCCAGUUGACGGCGUGCUUCUCGGUAGCCGUGUAAUGGUGGCUAAAGAAGCAAGGACAAGCCCAGCAGCCAAGGCUGUCAUUGUGGCAACCGACGGUGUCCAGGAUAGUGAAUGGCAGGAUGCAUCUUCAUGUGCUGCAGGCGGUAUUCUAUCUGUUGUUUCGGAAAUGAGACAACCUAUUCACAAGAUUUCCACUCGCGCGGUUAGGCUAUGGCAUGAAUUCGACCAGACCAUCUUCUGUCUAAGUGCGGAGAAACGAGUGGCGGAGAUUACUGCACGCCGCAACGAAAUCAUUCAAAGACUCAAUUCUGACUAUCACAAGGUAUGGUUCGGAUGCAGUGGACUCAGCAAAGAUCCUGUGGAACUUGAUGAGAUGACAUAUAGCGAAGUGCUCUAUCGUUUUGUCGAUCUCACUUACGUCAGAGCCGAGAAUCGAUGGGUCCAUCUAUCAUGGAGGAAACUUCUUUUUGAUGUGCUCGUUCGAACUUUGGGACGCUUGUCUCGAAGCGGCACCUCACGAUCAGCAGUCUUGCUUAAUGGACCCGAGGACCUAGAUGACCCUUACACGACUCUGGCUUCCAUACUGGCUGUAAUACCCAAGGCUACCACACAGCUGAUUGCUUAUGAGGAUGUCAUGUACUUUCUGCAUAAUUGCCGCCGACGUGGACAAAAACCGGUACCAUUCGUGCCAGUCCUUGACGCAGACUUCGAAACAUGGUUCAAGAAGGAUUCCCUCUGGCAGUCCGAGGAUCUCGCAGCGGUGCCGGAUCAAGACAUAGGUCGUGUAUGUAUCUUGCACGGUCCUGUUGCGGCAAAAUACUCGACAACGGUCAACGAGCCAAUCAGUGAGAUACUAGGACAGAUCCAUGAUGGAUGGGUCGCCACGAUUCGCGAGGCCUACGGCCAUGGCCAGAUCCCCAGUUUUGACCACUCCCCCCUGAACGCGACCAAAGUGGCAGAUUCCAAUCAUUAUGAUGGUCUCCCAGCACCUCAUGCAAGCCAUGGACUUCGUACCCUAGCACACUGGAUUUCUUAUAUUAAGCAAUGUUCCAAUAAGAGCCUGAGUUGGGCCAAGGUGCUGCUCACUCUUGAAAGAGUGAGAAAAGAGCGACGGCUGGCCCCAAAUCCAUUUCUGGCCGUGGUUUCUGGCUUAUGCAGCAUGGACGUGCAUGUUGCUGACAGUUCAGAGAGCAAUAUUAGAGGCGGAUUUUCGUUCCUGAUUCGCCUUCCUGAUCAAACCUUUCUCAAGGUAGUAGACUUGAGUUUGCAGCCAUGUGGUCAAAUUAUGAUCGAGAUCAGCCAUCACCAGAGUGUACGGUAUACGCCAACUACUGUCGCCUACUCCCUCUCAUAUCGACCUGGGCUUUCGACAAUUGCGAUUUCAGACUGUUGCGGUGACCAGCCUUCCAACAUGAGGGCCUUCUACCAUAAAGUUUGGCUUGGGACAAGCCAGGGACCGGAAGGUGUUUCCAUUUAUGACGACUUCGAAUGCGGACCAUACACUGUUACCGCGGAUGCCAUCCGAGAGUACGAUACGUGCACCGGGACGCCUUCUUCUAUGGCCAACGCAACUUUGGAGGCUCCGCUUGACUUCUCUGUCGUGAUAGCCUGGGAAGCCUUGGUGAAGCCACUCUUUAGCCGCGAGCUCGCAACAGAUAUGCUUAAGCUCCUCCAUAUCUCGAAUCAGACAAGACUUUUGCCGGGUGAAUCUCUGCCUGUACCUGGUGACACCCUGUACACCAAAGCUCUCGUCGCCGAACUGGCAGUUCAGUCUGCCGGAAAGAUGGUUGAAGUUCGAGCCCGGAUCUUCAGGGCUAAGGCUUGCAUCUUGGAGAUAGAAGCACGAUUUUUCUUUGUGGGAAAUUAUGAGGACUCGCAUGGCUCGUUCCGGAGGUCGACCGUUCCCUCGACUCAGCUUCUCUUGAAAGACCAGAUAAGUGUGGUUAGGCUGCACGAAAAGCCAUGGUUUCAGCCUCUUACUUCCGUCCCAGAGCUUGUCGGCAAGCUGGUCGUUUUCGAACUCGAGCGCUUCAUAUAUUCGGAUAGAGAAGGAAGACUCAUAGAGCAACGAAUCACUGGAUAUGCCGCGUCAGAUGGGAAGAUUAUCGGUAAAUGUGACCUAAUCAGUCACGACGACAGUCAUUUGGACCUGACCCACAACUUUCUCGGUGAACAUUUGAUCGCGCCUAGUCAGCCUACUCUCCUGAAGACGCCAGUUGAUCUCCUCCACGGAGAGAAACUUAUCCUCGUCGCUCCAGAGAAGGACCAGAGUAUUGCAUACGCCGCUGUCAGUGGCGACUUCAACCCGAUCCACGUGGCCCCUGUCUUUGCCUGUCUGGCAGGCCUCCCACGCCCGAUAGUGCAUGGGAUGCACAUCAGUGCCGAGCUUCUACAUGUUGCCUACACCUGGCUUUGCGACGGAACGCGGAGCAUGCUGAGGAAGUCAAAUGUCUCGUUUAUAGGCAAAGUUUAUGAAAAAGAUCGCCUUCGAGUCUCGUUCCAGCACGUCGCCAUGCAUCGAGGAUUGCGGGUCGUGCAGGUUGAAGUGCACAAAACGGUAACCGAGGAGUUGGUGCUCAAGGGCACGUACGAGAUCGAACAGCCGUCCACAGCACUGGUAUUUACGGGCCAGGGCAGCCAGACGAAGGGCAUGGGGAUGGAGCUGUACAGAAACAGCCGCGCAGCUAGACGAGUCUGGGACAUAGCCGACGAGUACUUCCAACACGAUUACGGAUUUCGUAUCACCGAUAUUGUUCGUAACGAUCCUCACUCCUUGACAGUGCAUUUUGGCGGUGUAGCUGGCCGUCGCGUGCGUUCUAACUACAUGGCUCUGGCUUCAGAACGCGUUGAGUCAGAUGGCCAAGUCUCAAAAGUGAAGUUGUUUCCCACAAUCGACCAGUACACCACAAGUUACGCUUACACAUCAGAGUCUGGUCUGUUAUCGUCCACACAGUUUACUCAGCCUGCCAUCGUUCUCAUGCAGUUAGCCAUCAUAGCGGACUUGGAGGCUCGUCAGCUGGUUCCGGAUAGUGUCGUCUAUGCGGGGCAUUCACUUGGGGAAUUCUCAGCCUUAGUGGCCUUGGGUGGCAUCAUGGAUCUCAAGACACUCAUCUCCACAGUCUUUUACCGUGGGUUGGUCAUGCAAUCAGUUGUAGCAUGUGACGAUCUUGGCCGUUCCCAGUUCGCCAUGUGUGCUAUAGACCCGACUAGGGUAUCCAAGGGUAUGGAUAACUGUCGAGAGAAUUCCUGA
Fusarium tjaetaba is the source of this 5709-nucleotide messenger RNA. Its product is annotated as fatty acid synthase subunit beta. NCBI's taxonomy places the organism in Eukaryota, Fungi, Ascomycota, Sordariomycetes, Hypocreales, Nectriaceae. Gene Ontology annotation, molecular function: [acyl-carrier-protein] S-malonyltransferase activity; [acyl-carrier-protein] S-acetyltransferase activity; fatty acid synthase activity. Bases 1 to 5709 code for a protein of 1902 amino acids. Gene Ontology annotation, biological process: long-chain fatty acid biosynthetic process. Gene Ontology annotation, cellular component: fatty acid synthase complex. The transcript has 4 exons. The record is from RefSeq and is a predicted model, not a curated record.